This is a messenger RNA of Parathielavia appendiculata, 1128 nucleotides long. RefSeq lists its product as uncharacterized. The transcript is spliced from 4 exons. The record is from RefSeq and is a predicted model, not a curated record. NCBI's taxonomy places the organism in Eukaryota, Fungi, Ascomycota, Sordariomycetes, Sordariales, Chaetomiaceae. Bases 1 to 1128 code for a protein of 375 amino acids.
AUGGCUCAGACAUGGGCCCGGUUUUGCCCCAACCUCGAUAUUGUACAAUACCGGGAGGCUCUCAGCAACGAGAAGAAACCAGAGCUUGACCGGAGGGCAAACAAGUUGGCCAGAGGGCGUGCGCCAACCAAUUGUACAAGUCUUCCGAGUUUGGCUGGGAAGGACAAGAGGCCAUACGAGUUCGUGCGAACGGACGACAGUGGACAGAGGACCGUGGAAACGCGGAUUCCUGACGCGACGCUGGGGCUCACAACAUUCGACGACUAUUUCCUCGAGCGCUGUUUUGGCUGCGCCGUCCGCGACUGCAAAGACGCGCAUGGCGAGAGGCAGCCCGACCUCAGGCUCUCGCAGGACCGACUGCGCGACAUGAUGCACAACCCUCAGUGCGGCCUCGCCGUGGAUGGCGUGGGGGGAAGACGGACCUCGUCUUCCCAUAUGCCGCCUACGAGGCUUAAAAGCGAGACAUAUCUCGCCAUGUUGGACGACCUGGUCCGAGACCCUGACAACGUGGCCGAGUACCAAACGGCCGACAGCAACGGAUACCAGCUUUUUGCCUUCACUUCCUGCGGUUCUUACUGGGAGGUCUACAUAGCCUGGAACUUCCUCAACACUUGUUUCGUGGAGAUCAUCUGGGAAGGCGAUGUGAAGCAGUUCAGCCGUGCAUACGAUCUGAUAUGCAUCGUCGACCAGAUUCACGACUACGCGGUCAACAACCACCGCGAAUUCGUCAUGAAGCAUCUCGAAGCAUGGCAUGCCCGGCAUGAAAAAACACGACAGCCACAUGCAAGCAGGUCAUCUGCUGAAACCUUACCUGCCGGAAGAAAACCGAUGGAUGGGACAUCGGAUCGCUCGGAAGAUGAAUCGAGCGAAUCAGACGGAACAGACGCCGAAGACAGGAACAAGCCUGGUGACGUUGAUGCAGACCACCUUGACGGCCUGAUGGACCUUGAUACGGGGUUGCCUGAAUGGUUCCUCCUCAAACAGAGAUCGAAAUGGGCGAGGCAAGACAAGGCACAAGAGACACGAGAACGCAACCGGAAACUUUGCAGAUCCGUCCCAUCUCUGGACACCGACUCGCUAGGACAGAGAAGCAACGCCACAACCGCCCCCAAAAGGCAGAGGAAAUGA